Molecule: messenger RNA, 5170 nt
Organism: Xyrauchen texanus (razorback sucker)
Lineage: Eukaryota; Metazoa; Chordata; Actinopteri; Cypriniformes; Catostomidae
Exons: 7
Coding region: 2261-2542 (93 amino acids)
Source: RefSeq, a predicted model, not a curated record
GGAUGGAGGAGGGACUCUUGGGUGGAUCCGAGCCGACAAACACACACCUUGAUUAUAAAUACUGCCGUAAACUCGAUCAGGUUACAGUAAGGACUGAUUACCCAUCCGAUUCCAGUCAUGUCAGGGAAAGACGAUGAGGUGAAAAAAUCGGAAGGCAAGGAGGUGCACGGAAUAUUUGGGUUUGGAAAAAAGGAUAAAGACAAGAGCAAAGACAAGAGUGAUUCCAAGGAUAAAGGCAAGGAGCACAAGGAUAAAGGCAAGGAGCACAAGGAUAAAGACAAGAAGAAGAAAGACAAGGGUCACAAGAAGGAAGGUCACAGCUCCUCUUCCUCCUCCAGUGAUGAGGACUAAACGAAGACUGAAGACUGAAGACAUAGGGGGGACCAGGGCUAGUGGUCACAUUGGGAAGUUGUCAUAAGGGUGAUGCUAUAACGUUUUGAGAGUCCAAUUACACAAAUGUGAGCUUUUCGAUGUAUUCAAAACCCUCUUAAAUUUGUACAAAAAAAUUGAAUUUUUGAAUGGAUGCAAAUAUUUGCCCAAUUAUAGUCAUGAAAAAAACAUCCACAACAUUGCAGUGUUUUUUUUUUUUUUUUUUUAAGUCAAAACAACGUCUUUGUUGUAGUUUAAAUUGAAUUUAUUUCAUUGCAAUACAAUGUCCAAAACAAUGGUUGGUAUGUUUGUAUGUACUGUACCUUUUUCCAUUCGUUUAUGCUUCACUUUGAUUUAGAAUGGACAAUCGCCUAUGAUGCUAUAUUAUAUUGUUAUAAUUCUGAUUUGUUGUGGAUGUGUAUUGGGGGGGUUUAUUUUAAGAUCUUAAUGUUUCAUAUUUCAAAAAUUCUCAAAUCAGUGUCCGUAAAUUGCUGGUGUCCACUGUGACCACUCCCCCUGUGUGAUGCGACCACAUGCCCCGCUAUUAUUCAAUGUGUGUUAAUGGACUGUUUGUUUUCUUGGACAAAAGUGAUGGAAAUGUUCAGUAGCUUUGUUUUAUAGCCAAGCCUUUAUAAAGUUUGUGUAUGCAGGAAUAAACAAAAUAUUCCCUGGUUAUUCAAAAGGGUUUGCCCCGCCUCCCUUUCAUCAUAAAUUAUUCUAAUGACAUAUUUAUAAUGCCAUGUGAUUUAUGUGCACUUUUAUGAAUCUCGGAAGAAAAGAACGGUCAACAUUUAUGGUGUGGUUUAAAUUAUUUAUUUUAAGUGGUGUCAUUAUAGGAACUCGACACUCGAGGUCGCCAAACUCUGAGUUAAGCCUUAAAAGGGAGUAAUGUGUUUUAGAAAUCCCUCAGCUGUCUACGCAGUGUGGAAAAAAUAACAAGGGAAAAUUGCAUUCGUACUAAAUAGUUUUAAUAUUUAAAAUAUAUACAAUUACAAGGUAAUAGGCGUGGCUUUGUACUACUGUUUGAAGAAAUCGUUCUAUUUGUGAAUGUGAAAUUCCAAGUCACGAUGUAGCUCAUGAAUAUGCAGUUUUCUACUUCCGCCUCGCACCGCACUGGGUUGUUUAGCGCCUUCUUAUUGGAAUAAUAUUAUUCUAAAGACGUCUGUAGCCUAUAGAUAUGACCAUUUUAGCCCAUCAGACUUUCCUCCUUGACGUACGUCGCAUUACGUAAUUAAUAUGAUCUCAUGAAUAUGCCGUUUUCUACUUCCGCCUUGCACUGCACCUAAUAUUCAUGAGCCAGACUGGCUGUUUAGCUCCUCCUUAUUAGAAUAAUAUAAUUAUUCUAAAGACUUAUGUACCCUGGUAUCUGUAGCCUAUAGAUAUUACCAUUUAUCCCAUCAGACAGUCCAAUUUAACGUACGUCGCAUUACGCAAUUAAUAUCUCAUGAAUAUGCAGUUUUCUAUUCCCGGCUCGAACAACACCUAAUUAAUAUUCAUGAGCCAACAUGGCUGUUUAGCGCCUUCUUAUUAGAAUAAUGUAAUUAUAAGAAUAAUAUAUCUAAUUAUUCUAUAGGCUUCUGGAACAAGGUACCCGUAGCCUAUUUAUAUUAUUUGAUCUUUGAUAUGUUAUUGUGUACUAAAAUGGGCGUAUCCAUAAUUCAAGUUAUUUUCCGAAAAUUUCUCUCGCACGUAGCCAAGGUAAUAAAUGCCCCUUUUGAAGUGACCAGCCCCUGCCUUUCAGCCAAUCAUAUUUUCAUAUGGAUGAAAAUGUCUAGUCACGUAAUAAAUAUUCAUGAGACACGCCCUGCGGGUGAUUUCAAGCUGAGACCAGAUCUUGAGGAUGUAAAGUGCGCAGUUAACUCAACCACACUUCAGUACGAAUCGCAUCAUCAUGGACUCAGGCGCAGCACUUGGAGAUGAUAAGGUGAAGAAAGAAGAGGGCAUUCAGGUGGAGGGUAAAAUGGAGAAAACUAAAGACAAGAGCAAAUAUAAGGACAAGAGUGAUUCCAAAGAUAAACACAAGGAUAAAGAACAUAAAGACAAGCAUAAGGACAAAGAACAUAAAGACAAACACAAGGACAAAGAACACAAAAACAAGGACAAAGAACAUAAAGAUAAAGAUAAGAAGAAGAAGAAAGAUAAGGAACACAAGAAGGACGGUGAUAAGGACUAAAACAAGGCUGAAGUCGUAAUACCUCCAGAAACAAAGUGUAAAAUACCUUAUAAUGUGGUUUUUACAGAGAAACACAAUAUAUUAAAUCUUUAGUCAUUUAGGAAAACAUAUACACUUGAGGUCUUCACGGAAGCUGUUCUGAGAUGUCAUUUAAAACCCCUCCACCAGGUGGAGCUACUUACCUGUAAAAUCUUGUUUGACUGUUUUAUGUACUGAAACACUGGAAUAAAUGAGACGGAGUUGGUAAUUAUUUUAUGUCAUAUUGUUUGCUGGUUUAAUAAACACUAGUAUAAUAUUAUAUUAACUUAAUGUGGCUGUCAGUUGGUGAACUCUUUCUGAUUUCAUCAAGUUUGGUCAGUUUGGUGCAUUUUAAUCUCUAACAUAAGCUAUGUUUGGAAUGGGAUACUAUCUUAAUACAUACUGAAUAGUGCACGUUAUACAUUGUUUACAGCCUGCUGUUGUGAAUAGCAAGUGAAACUGUGUCCUGUAAAAAGAAAUAUUUUAAUGUUUAAACCCAAAAAAUGAAGCAGGUCCUCCACAGUGAUAGUGACAACAGAACACAAAACGGAGAACAAAACUCACUAAACAUGUCUGAAGAGUUUGUAGUUGAAGAAUUGAUGCAUUUCUAUGCCCAGCCUUAUUUUUUGUUUGUUUUCGGACCGGUGCCAGUCCACAGUGGACUGAGUGACUUGCACGAUGACAGAAAUCAACAGAAUGUCCCGUCGCUCGUCACUGCUGAUUAAGACAAAAUCUCUGAUUAACAUAGAAAAUAUAUAUGUUAUCACAUGUCGUUUGCCGUCAGGUUUGGACACGGUGUGACUGUGGCUGCCUGUAGCCUCCUCUAUGUUUCUGUUUGAUUUACGAGUACUCAAAAUAAUAAGGCUGGGCAUAGAAAUGCAUCAAUUCUUGGACUACAUACUCUUCAGACAUGUUUAGCAAGUUCUGUUCUCUGUUUUGUGUGCAACUCUUGUCACUAUCGCUGUUUUUAGAUAAACAAAACGAGUUUUCGAUUGAAUGCCCUAAUGUCACGGGGGGCAGCGUGAACUGUUGCUCUCGUGCCCUAUCAUGAACGCACACAAGAUCAACAGUCAGUAACAUUUUCACUAAAUAAUACAUUAUAUUUCAGUUUGUUUCUCACUAAAUCUUAUCGUAUGCUUUCAUAACAACCAUGAGUCUCAUGAAUAAUUAAUUAGACUUCUGAAUUAUACUUUUGUGUUCUUUUGAAGCUUGAAGAGGUGUUCACCAUGAACUCCCAUUGUAUGACAUCACGGAGCACAACAUUUAUGCACAAUUACUCACAUUGUGUUCAGAAAAUUAAAGAAAGACAUAUAUAGUUACAACAACACAGGGGUGAGUAAACAAUGACUGAAUUUAAAUUUUUGGUUGAACUAAUCCUUUAAUUAUAUCAAAGUGCUUAAAGCCAAUUGUCAUUCUAUCCACUCGUACUCAAGAUGAAUUAACAAACGUAUUUACCAUCUCAACUCAAAAAUCAAAUGUUGAAUCAACUACAUUCAUUGUCAUCUUACUAUAAAUGUAAGUCCACAUUUCUUAAAUGUAACAGUUUUGGCGAUUUAUUUCUUUGUGGUGUCAACACAGCUUAAGUUGAAUGAAAUGUAUAUUUAGUAUUAAUGUAUCUUAACUGAGUCAAAGCAGCAAGAUAACUUGACUACGUUAAUUGAGUCAACAAUAUGCUUUUUUAUAUAUAUAUAUACAGUGGUGUGGUAUUCAUUGUCAUCACAUGAUCUCAUCAUAAAUUCAACUUAAAGGUGCUGUAAGCGAUUUCAGCUGUUUUACUUCCAUGAGACUGAGCUGUUGAGUUAGCCACGCCCCCACUUUCCAAAACCCCGCCCUCCAAAGAUACCAAAUGAGCUUUAUUGAGACCGACACAGAAGCAGAAACAGUUAAAAACAACAGCUGCGAAACAGCGCCCUCCACUGACAGCUCUUAUGAACAACAUGGCAUAAAAAUGGCAUUAAGCCUCAAUAAUUCACCGCAACUACAAUAUUAUGAGAAUGUGCAAAAUGAUUGACAGGCAGAAAGCGUCAUUGUCCGCGGACACAUUUUAGUUUGCUGUUUACAGAGUCUAGAGCUGUCACAAAUAUCUUUCAGGGAUGACUGAAUUUUCAUUUUUGGUUGAACUAAUCCUUUAAUUGUAUCAAAGUGAAAUUUUCCAGUCAACAUGUUCAAUUGUCAUUCUAUCAACUCGUACUAAAGUUGAUUAACAAGCGUAUUUACCAUCUCAACUCAAAAACAAAUGUUGAAUCAACUACAUUCGUUGUCGGCUUACUAGAAAUGUAAGUCCACCUUUCUUAAAUGUAACAGAUUUGUUGAUUUAUUACUUUGUCUACGUUGAGUCAACAAUAUGCUUUUUUUUUAUAUAUAUAAUUUGUUUUUAUAGUGUCCUGGUAUUCACUGUUGUCACAUGAUCUCAUCAAAUUGCAUGUUUGUGGUGUCCAGUUAUCAACUUGUGAAGUUAUUUUGCAUUUGUUUAAAAUCACUAGCGCAUAUAGUGAAAUGCAUGUUGGUUUUAUGCUGCAUAUUUUGUAGGUCAUCCAUGUAUUUCAUGCAUACAGAAAAUGUGCACACUACAGUAAACACACGAGAUCCUGCAUAAACAUCUUUGCUAUU